GAAGAAGAAAGAUGAGUUGUACAUCAAGAUCUCUACAUACACAGCCAUUGUACAAGUAAACAAUGCAUAGAACCAAUAUUCAUAUCUCUCAUGUGUAGUCCUGUUGAAAAAAUAUUUGUCGUUUAGGGAUAGGGUGUAGUGGCCGUGGGUCCCACUCUGUCAAACCUUACAAGCAAUGAAGUUAUCAAACUCCCAUCUUUGAACACAUGCCUCUCUCCCCCUUCACCCCUCCAUCUCUCUCUCUCUCUCUCUCCAACCCACUUCCUUCUGUAAACCUUCUGUAAAACUUGUAAAAACUAAAAAGUUUUAAUCUUUUUAGCCAAAACUCAAGAUACCCAUUUCACCCUUUUCAAAGCUCUACAAAACCCACCAAUAUUUUCACCAUUUUUAAACAAAUCAAGAAACCCCACCAUCAAUUUGUGCUUAAACUCAUCACAGAAGGUAUAAACUCAUGUAAACUCAUAUACCCAUUUCACCAAACUCAAAACCCUUCAAAACCCAGAUGAAUUUUUCCAUUAUUUAACAAAUCAAGCAAAACCCACAAAUCUUUAACCCUAAAUUGACCACAAAUUGCAUAAAAAUCACACCUUUAUGAGCACAAUCUUCACAAGAAUGUUGUAGCUACUGUUAACAGUAGCAAUGGGUUGUGUAAUAUCCAAUCUCAGUGCUAAAUUCGCCUUCUUUCCACCAUCACCACCCACCUACCAGAUCAAGAAGCAAGAAAAUGGUAAGCUUAAUGCUAUAUACACGUCAUCAUCCAUGCCGCUGACGUCAGCAGCCGGUGGUGUUGAUGAUGGUGGUGGUAGUUGUUCAGUUGAUGUGUUGUCUUUGUGUACAAAAAGAGGCAACAAGAUUGUAGCUUUUUAUCUUAAAAACCCAUAUGCAAGACUCACUCUACUCUAUUCUCAUGGUAAUGCUGCUGAUUUGGGUCAACUGUUUGACUUAUUUGUUCAACUCAAAGCCAAUCUGAGGGUCAAUCUCAUGGGAUAUGAUUAUUCGGGCUAUGGAGAGUCAUCCGGCAAGCCAACUGAGCUUAAUACGUAUGCGGACAUAGAGGCGGUAUACGAGUGUCUCCAAACCGAAUACGGAGUCAGCCAGGAAGACUUGAUUCUAUACGGACAGUCGGUUGGAAGUGGGCCCACACUACAUUUGGCUUCUAAGUUACCGAGGUUAAGAGGCGUUGUUUUACACAGUGCAAUUCUUUCUGGCCUCCGCGUUGUUUGUCAUGUCGAUUGCAGAUUUUGCUUUGAUAUUUACAAGAAUGUUAACAAAAUUCGGAAUGUGAAAUGCCCGACACUUGUCAUACACGGUACGGAGGACGAUGUUGUAAACUGGCAACACGGAAACAGACUAUGGAAGAUGGCUAAGGACCCGUAUGAACCUUUGUGGGUCAAAGGCGGUGGCCACUGCAACUUAGAACUCUAUCCCGAUUACAUUCGUCAUCUUUACAAGUUCAUUUACGAUAUGGAAACGAUGACCACUAAAACCCAACUCACAAAGAUCAAACUAAAGGUCAGGUUACCAAAAAAGCCAAACCCCGGGAAGUCAACUGCCGGCUGCUAUUGUUGUUGUAUAAAAGUCGGUCGGCCACGCUGCCCGAAACCUCAGUGCCCGACGUGCAACAAGUGUUUCGGCAAGCCAAAGUGCCCGGAUUGUUUGGGACUCGGACGCUGCUGUUGUUUUAACUGGAACUCUUGUUGCUGGUGGCCGAAACUGAAAUGCCCGGAUGUGAAGUUACUUAAAUGCCCUUCGUGUUUGAAAUGCGGGUGCUUUACUUGUUUGGGCAAGUGCGGGCGGUGUUCUUGUUGGUGAUAUAGGUUUGUAUUUUGCGAUCAGGGUGGGUUAUGGGUAUACAUUGUGUUAGGGUUUCACAGUUGGAAAAGGUUAUAAGCGUAAUUUAACCCGUUUGUAUAGAUUUUGUUCUGAACUAGUGCCUGGAUAUGGCAAAACGGAUAGGGAUUUAGCGUUUUGAUAACAACUCGGUUUUCUCCAUGUU
Helianthus annuus (common sunflower) is the source of this 1996-nucleotide messenger RNA. Its product is annotated as alpha/beta hydrolase domain-containing protein 17C. Lineage: Eukaryota; Viridiplantae; Streptophyta; Magnoliopsida; Asterales; Asteraceae. The coding region runs from base 640 to 1812 and encodes 390 amino acids. The transcript is spliced from 5 exons. The record is from RefSeq and is a predicted model, not a curated record.